Molecule: messenger RNA, 4281 nt
Organism: Linum trigynum
Lineage: Eukaryota; Viridiplantae; Streptophyta; Magnoliopsida; Malpighiales; Linaceae
Source: the annotation of a GenBank genome assembly
GAACCCGAAGCUCGCCUCAUGCCAUCCAGCCAAUUCACAAUUUUUCUUUAGCCCCAUUUUUUAUUUAUAAUAUUUUAAUAUUAAUUUAAUAAAAAGCGAUAACCUUACCGAAUUCCCAAAUACCUAUUUCCCUUUCUUCUUCUUCUUCCUCUUCAAUCCCUCGCUCCAUCUCGCCCGAACGCCGCCUGGUUUCAGAAAAGAAGGAGAGGAUCUGAUCUCGAAGCUCGUUUGCUCUCUGGUAUUUCCCUUCCCGCCUCACGAUCUCCGGUCUCGAUUGUGGUUUCUUAACGAGAUCUGAUCGAUUUUGUUGCGUUCUCUGUGGGAGCUUAGGUUUUCGGCGAUGGCGUCCAAGCGUAUCUUGAAGGAACUCAAGGAUCUACAGAAGGAUCCUCCUACCUCAUGCAGCGCUGGCCCUGUUGCUGAGGACAUGUUUCAUUGGCAAGCGACAAUUAUGGGUCCUCCAGACAGCCCUUAUUCCGGUGGUGUUUUCCUGGUCACCAUUCAUUUCCCUCCAGACUAUCCAUUUAAGCCUCCCAAGGUGGCAUUCAGAACAAAAGUGUUCCAUCCUAAUAUCAAUAGCAACGGGAGCAUCUGUCUCGAUAUCUUGAAAGAACAGUGGAGCCCUGCUCUAACCAUAUCCAAGGUAUUGCUUUCCAUCUGUUCGUUGUUGACGGACCCCAACCCCGACGAUCCGUUGGUGCCCGAGAUCGCUCACAUGUACAAAACCGACAAGAACAAGUACGAGACGACUGCUAGAAGCUGGACCCAGAAGUAUGCCAUGGGCUAGAACUGGGGGGAAGAAGGAAAGGGUGUGUGAUCAGUGGUGGAAGGGUUUGGCUUUGCGAGUUAGGGGUCAUCUUCUUUCUCAUUUGGAUGUUUGCCUUUUGUCUCUCCACCUCUCUGGCAGUUGCUAUGUAUUAAUGUCCAGUCGUGAAUGGUGAUAUGCUCUUCGAAACUAAAUGGGCUUAAACUGGCCCAAUAACAUUUCUCUCGCCCCAGAAGCCUAACAAAAGAACGACACCCAGAAAGUUUAUGUCGUUUAAUUUUUUUUUCUUCUUCUUCUUCUAAUGUAUGGAUGGAUGAUUUGAUGUUGGAACUUCAAAACUGUGUCCUAACUUUCUUGUGUAUUUUUCACUUCAGGAACCGACUGUUUCCUUGUUAUCUAAGUGUUCUAUCCUUGGUUGAAUGAACCAGAUGACAUAAGUGUAUAAUUAUUGAUGUAUCUGAAGUUCAACACUACAACUUUUAUUUUGGUAUAUUACAGCGAGUACCCGAGGCUGUUGUACAGUGUCGAACCAUCGCUGCUUAUUUGAACCUUGCGGACAAUUGAUCAUAUUUGUUAACACAAAUUGAUAAAAUGGUUGGCUAGAGAACGCGGUAUUCGAACUUUGAUGGACCAUCCAUCAUAUUUGUGCACUCAAAUUGGUAAAUGGUUUGGGUGCAUAGUGAGCCGACUCUGGAAACUAGACCCUCAUUUUACGAUUAAAGAAAGUCGCACCGCGUCAAACCCUCAUAUGCAUUGAGGUACCACGAACGACACUGCAGGGUUUUUACUUGUUUGAAUCAAAUGGUCAGAUGUAAUAUAUCAAUAUAGCUUUUCUGAAAGCAUUAUCUAAUAUCUGAAGUAACAAUGUCGAUUUUUACAAAGGACUGCAAGUCUGAUUGUCAUGUGGUGGAUGAUCGAUGUCAUGGGCUGCAGAGAAAUGGUGAGGUAAAAAGCAUUGGUACGGGCUCAUGGGCUAGGGUUUUCGGCCCAGUCAUUAGAUGACAUGCACCUGUCGUUGGCUUUCUAUUGGGCCGAGUAGAUGCAACCCAUAAGCUAAGCUACUCCACCUCAAUCUAGCUAGUAUGUAAUGCUUCUCUACAACCAAUUAUACCAACGAGUUGGUAAGGGAUCAAUCUAAGAAAGAGUAAUGAAACAACUUUUUGUAUCAAGAUAUUGUUCGGGAUUUAGAUUGUCAGAAACCAACUUGUACCAAUAAUUCGAGUGAUUGGGAGAGGCUCAUGUAUGGUAUUUAAUCACUUCUUUACAUGUGCUCUUAAACGAAAACCAACUCAUGGGCUUGAAGUUUACACAGGCCAGCCAUACCAUGUGUUUAAAGGCAACGAUUUAAUGUUGGGGGUCGUGAGUACUUGAACACGUGACCUCAAUGGCAAACUAGCUCUGAUACCAUGUUAUAAAUCAAUUGGUCUCAAUAAGUAAAGUUGUUGGGAGAAGCCCGUGUAUGGUACUUAACCACUUUCUUACAUAGAUCAGCACGGUUUUUACUUUUGAGUGCAUAUCAAGGUGACUUCCGGGAAGUAACCCAUCACUGCAUUGUUGCACAGUAAGCACGUUUAACUUCGAAGUUCUUACGAUAACCCUUCAAUUUCACCUCAAAAUGCGUCUUGUCAGUUAAUGACGGAUUCUUACUUAUUAAUCAUAGAUCUCUACCAUGCUUUGUCGAAGUGAGAUUCAUCUAAGGUGCUACAAGUAAGUCCUUGCAUAGUUGAAGAACAAGUCUUCGUAUAUGAUCUCGUCUUUUGGUAUUAUUUUCGUUUCAUUCUCAAUUCUUCUAUAAUAUAGACUAGAUACAUAUAUUAAUUCGAUACAACUAUAUAAUUCUCAAAGAAUUCAUUUUCGCUCUUUUGUAAGAACAAUAUUUUAUAUGGAACUCUUGAAAAGAACACACCUAGUACGUAGUGGGUAGAUCAAAACCAUUAACUCCCCAAAUAUAUGGUCAACGACCGGUCCAAACCCCAAUAUUGAAAGCCAAUUAACAUGAAGUUUCGAACACACUGAUACUUCAAAAUCUUUUUUUAUUUACUUAUUCAGAAAUGAAGAUUGAUUGUAAUGUAAAUAAAUAUAAUAUGGGUCGUCUCCAUGCCUUGAAGAUUAAUGGAAGACAUUGAAAUGAAGAAAAUAUCUAUGGAGAUAAUAUAAACUACCAAGAAACAACAGCCCACUAAACUAAAAGUGCUGCUUCUUCACACAGUUGACACAAUUACCUUUCUAGCCUCCUCAAUCAUUUCUGCUGCAAACUUAAUAAGCUUGCAAAAAGAUCCACCAAAUAUGACAACUUGCCAUUAUGAAGGAUCAAAGGUCGAAGAACCCAGCGGUACUGAGAAUGAAGUUUUCCUUUUGAGAGAAAACCCCAUUUUUUUGCUAAUGAAUGGUGUUAAGUAAAUUACAUCGAUCCAUAAUCUUGAUUGAGAGAUCACAUUACAAAAUUCAUUGAAACCAGAUUCCGAUCCUCUUCACUUAAUCCCAUAUUAAUUAGCUUUGCUUAACCCACUAAUCACAUCUCCUUGAUAAUAUAUUUUUCUUGCCUUAAUUAAUCCCAGAUUCUAUAUACGUUAAUGAGGGGACAAGUAACCCUACAAACAGCAGAACACAUUAAACAAAAAAACAAAAAAAAAACAAAAACAGACACCUUCUCAGUUCAUGCACUUACUCCAUCAUACAAUAAUCAUAAUCUCUUUUUGGCCUGAGAGAUUCUCGUCAGACUCUGUGAUUAGCAUUAGCAAUGCAAUUCCAGGUACUCUCCAUACCAAUUAGUGUGAGAUUUACGUACGGAAUUGCUUAAACUUUUGUGUUUAGUGACUUAAUCUCGUCUGGCUGAUUACAACCAAAGCCACUAAUUAUUGUCUAAUGAAUGGUCUUCAAAUGCUCAGGAAACAAGGGCCUCCCAUGUUCUUUGCAACUCAUAUUCUGGAGGACCAAAAUGAAAAAGGGGAAAAAGUGUAUAUUAAUGUGGGAAAAAGAAUUUCAGACAAAAUACCACAUGCCAAGCAGUAAGCAGAGGGGGAAAAGGACCAAAAAGGGAGAAUAAAAUUGUCUUUAUAGCAGAAAAGAUGUAGUUGUAAGUGUAGUGGAACUCAGCUUGAUCAAAUAUAAUUUCUCCCCCAAUUUUUAGGGUUUUCUUGGAUUUGAUAAAACCAAUCAUUUAUACACAAAAGAAAAACCCAAUAUAUAAUUUAUGUGGACAGUAUCUCAGUCUGAGUGACUUCAUGAAACAUAGAGCACCAACUCCCUAAAAAUUGUCUCUCAUAAAUCAUUAACGCUUAAAAAAAAAACAUUCUUUUGUGUUUGGGAAAUAAAGUAUAGGGUAUGCCUACUAUGACAUGUAUGUCACCGUGACAUGGACUUUUUGGUCGACCUAAUCCUGAAGGCGGUCGACCGAAUUGACUAAUUUGGGCAGCACGAGAAAGCAUUGCGGUCGACCUCAAAGACCACCUAGUAGACCGUUCUUAGCUUAAGUUGUUAUUUUUGGUUGACCAGAAUAAACCUCGGUCGGCCAU